Molecule: messenger RNA, 495 nt
Organism: Striga asiatica
Lineage: Eukaryota; Viridiplantae; Streptophyta; Magnoliopsida; Lamiales; Orobanchaceae
Source: the annotation of a GenBank genome assembly
AUGCAGAUGUACCCGGGAGCAGGCUUCAAGGAGCACCACUACAUGGUGGAGAAAGACGACUACAUGUUCUCGGACGAUUUCCACUUCAACAAAAACUCGGCCAUGCACUCGAACAAAGGCGAACACCUCAACUACGGUGGACCCAACCACAACAUAUUGCACCAACACCCGAUGAUGAGGCCCGUCGACCACAACAAGCCCAAUCAUAACAUGCACCUCCCCAUGAUGAGGCCCAUCGAUCACAACAAGCCCAAUCAUAACAUGCACCUCCCAAUGAUGAGGCCCGUGGACCACUGCAAGCCCAAUCACUUUGGCUACAACAAGCCCAAUCACUUUGGCUACAACAAGCAUGGUGUUGGAGGAGGUAAUUAUGCCGAAACAUUUUACGAGCAGCAGGAAGAAAAGCAGUUUUAUGAGAACAGUUACGGGCAGUUUGACCGUGGGGCCCAUAACCGAGUACCCGCCACGUGGGACUGCAAGGGGAUCGACGACUAA